CUCAAUCCCUUGGUGGACACGCUAAGAAUAAAUCAAAGGCUUCAGGUUCUUCGCAUGAAACGAGCAGGUUACAUACCCAGUGAUAUUUACGUGAACUAUUCAAACAAUUUAAAUAUCUUUUUCUUUCCUUGGAAGGAAGGUUUUAGUUUGAUUUCCAGCAAAAUGAGUGAGACGCCUUCUACGAGCUUUUCCAUGAUUCACCCGACUUCUUCUGAAGGUCAAGAUUCUUUUCCUCGCCAUUUAAGAGUCACUCAUCCUGUCGUGGCCAAACGGAUCAGCUUUUACAAGAGUGGGGACCCCCAAUUCAGCGGAGUCAGGGUCGUGGUCAACCCUCGCUCUUUUAAGACCUUUGAUGCUUUGCUGGACAAUUUGUCCAGGAAGGUGCCCCUGCCUUUUGGGGUGCGGAACAUCAGCACCCCUCGAGGACGGCACAGCAUCACGAGGCUCGAGGACCUGGAGGAUGGCGAGUCGUACCUGUGCUCCCAUACUAAAAAGGUGCAGCCAGUGGACCUGGACAAGGCGCGCCGGCGUCCGCGGCCCUGGCUCAGUAGCCGGGCGCUCAGCAUACGUGAGCCCCGUGCUCCCGCUGCUGCUCCCGGCGUGCCCCGCGUGCCGCGGAGGCUCAUGGUCUUCAGAAAUGGCGACCCCAAGGUGCGGCGCGUGGUGCUUCUCAGCAGGAAAGUCACCCAGAGCUUUGAGGCCUUUCUGCGGCACUUGACGGUGGUCAUGCAGUACCCGGUGGCCAAACUGUACGCCACAGAUGGAAGGAAGGUUCCCAGUCUCCAGGCAGUCAUCCUGAGCUCCGGAGCAGUGGUGGCAGCAGGAAGGGAGCCAUUUAAACCAGGAAACUAUGACAUCCAAAAGUACUUGCUUCCAGCUAGAUUACCAGGAAUCUCUCAUCGUGUACACCGGAGGGGAAAUGCUAAAUCAGAAAGUAGAAAGAUGAGCACACAUAGACCCUUAACUCCAAGAUCCCAGAUUUAUUCUGUUUCUUCUGAUAAAAUACAUGAUUGCUACUCAGACUGUUCUUUUGCUCCUGGAAAUUACCUGAGCUUAGAAAAACAUGAAUCUCAGAAUUUAUCAAUAUAUCCUUCUGAAGAUAUUGAGAAAGCAGUUAUUUUUAAUCAAGAUGGUACUAUGACAGUUGAGAUGAAAGUUCGAUUCAAAAUAAAAGAAACGGAAACUGUAAAGUGGACAACCACCAUCAACAGAGCAGGUCUAUUAAAUAAUGAUGCAGAGAAUGACAUAAGCAGCUGUCUGAGAAGGACAGAUGAUGGAUCAUCUAGUUUAAAGCUUGCAGCAUGUUCAUUGCCUGAGGUUGUCACAGGCAGUAAUCAAGAGGGCAGUUUGGCAGAGAAAGUCAAAACUCAAAUGAUAGAUCAAGAUGCUGAAACGUGCAGUUCUGCUGGUUGGGAGAAUGCUGCUCUGGACACAGCUGUCAUUCAGGAAACUCAGGCUCAAGUGAAGCAUCAUUUUUAUAGGCCCCCUACACCUGGACCAAGGAGACUGAGAGAAAAGAAAUCUGUGAUAGGGAGCAUGACCUUAGUAUCUGAAACCGAAGUGCAAGAGAAGCAGUUUUCCUAUAGUGAAAAAAGGGAGGGUGGGGAAAACAAAUCAGAGUAUCACAUGUUCACACAUUCUUGUAGUAAAAUGUCAUCACUAUCUAACAAACCUGUUCUUGUUCAGGGCAAUAACAAUGAGCAGACAGAGUCACCUUUAGAAAGAGUAAAGGAGAGCAAACUCCUCAGGUCAAGUGCAGUAAGUGCUGGUGUGAUAGAAAUUACAAGUCAGAAGAUGUUAAAGAUGUCCCAUAGUAAUGGCUUGCCAUCGGCUAUAUCAGAGAACUCAAUUGUGGAGAAUGGUAUAGUUGACAGUGUAAUAUCAGACAAUAAGACUGAUAUAAAGAACUUUGUAACUUAUGAUAAUACAAAUGCUAGGUUCAGUCCUGUUCUAGCAGAGGCAAGUCAUUCUUCAAGUAACAACUCUGGAACUGACAAAAGUAUUUCUGAGGCUCCAGCUUCAGUAGAAUCCUCUGUUUUAACCACAGGGAUUGACAGACUAAUUAAUGAACUUGCACAGUGUGGUUUAACAGAACCUCUAGAGAAUGGAAAGCAGAUCUUGUCAUCUGUUGCCAGCAAAAAGAAGAAGAAAUCACAGCAGCAAAUGAUCUCCAUGUAUCAGGCAGGGGAGACAAUAACCAAAAGAAUCUCUAAGAAGAAUAAGAGAAUAAACACAGGAGGUACAAUGGCACAGGAAACCAUACUGCAAGAUUCAGACUGUUCUCUUAAAGGAAGGGUACUUCAUGAGGAAGACCUGCAUACAAUUGGUAUGGUAGUUGAAUCAAAUCAUUUUAGUACCAAAAGUAAUCUCAAUCCUAUGGUUUCCAAGAAUUUCCGUAGACAUAAAUUAAAUGAUACUCAGAAUUUUAAGGUUCAGGGACUUUUGGGCAAAAGAAAAUCCAGACCACUAAAGAAAAUUAGCUUAGGGGCUCCUAAAAAAAGAGAAAUUAGUCAAAGAGAUAAAGUAUUUCCCCAUUAUGGAUCUACAUACUACAAAAGCACAUCAGAAAAUCAAACUUUAUUUCAUAUACUUAACUACCCUGAGCAAAAGCCAAAAGCUUUUUCUGGACCACAAUCUCAAGCAGACAUGGUGUUUAGGAAUUUGAGAGGAAUGGCAAAAAUGAGCUUGGUUCCUAAAUUUAACGAUUCACAUAUAACUUUAAAAAGCCAGAAAAAACAAAAAGGGAAUAAAUUGAAAUUAAGCACUGUUGUAAGUAAACAAUACGCUAAAACCAGGGAGAAUUCCUUAGCUUCUUUGAAAACUGAUUUUUCUGCAGAUACGGCCCAUCAUUCAGAAAAUUAUGUACACAGAUGGUUACAGAACAUAAAUCCAUAUCCAAUUUUAGAACCUAGAAAGUUAGCUCCAAUACGCAAAAAUAAAAAGAGUAUGGCAAAUUAUGACAGUGGUUUUCUAGGAAAUGAUGUCCAUAGAAGUUCUGUAAAAGAAAAUAAUUUUGUCAUAAAAAGUAAGAAGCACAUAACUAAAAGUGCCAGUUUGACAGGAAAUAACCUAUUUAAAGGAGGUGGCGAAUUUUUUAAUGGUGAAGAAUUUGACAAAGAGCUCUAUGAGAACCAAGUUGGAUCUCUGAAUGAUGCUUACUUAGUUUCCUUGCAAGAGUACUGUACUGUGUCACAGUCAGCUACUAGUGAUCACAAUACUGAAAGUCAUAUAUCCUCUGAUAAUUCAGGACCAGAGAUGGGCCUUGUUUACCAUGAAAUAAACCUAGCUACAAAAGGGCAAAGUGUAGAGGCUGCCAUUCAAGUAGAUCCUGUGGAAGAGAAUAUUUCCAAAGACCUUUUACCAUUUUUGUUGCUUCAACAACUGCAAGCUUCAGUUUCCAGCAACCACAAGACUCAGAAUGGAGUUGUUCAAAUGCCAGAGUCACUUGUAGAUGUUCCCUUCUCUUCUGCAAUAUGUAAUUCAUCCACCAAUCUCCUUCUUGCUUGGCUCUUGGUGCUAAAUCUCAAGGGAAGUAUGAGUAACUUGUGUCAAGGUGGUGCUUGUAAAAUUACCAACAGUUCUUCUGAAACACUUUCAUUAUUGGAGGUGCUAAAGCAUGUUGCUAUUACCGAGAAAGCUGAUGACCUGAAGGCUGCUAUUGCCAGUUUAGUGGAGUCCACCACAAAUUGGAUUGAACCCAGUGAAAAAGAAUGUGAUAUAGCUCCAGUAAGUCUUUCUGCAACAGUCAGGAUUCAGAGAACUCCAGAUUGCAAUACAAAUGAAAGAAUACAGAAAAUCACUUUGGAUAGGGGCAACUCUGCCAAUGAGGCUUGCGGUUCGGAAAUUUGUGUUUCAGAGAUUUGUUCUCCAUGUGAGAUGUUCACUGUGAAUAAGACUUACUCAUCAGAAGAUUUAUGUAACCCCAGGAAUGCUUUUUCCCCUAAUAUUGAUUGUGUCAUAGAUAAGACCUCUAUGAAUAAGAGUUGUUUACUGGGAGAAGUCUGUUCAUUUACUGAAGCUGUGUCUUCCCAUGAGGAUUGUGCUCAGAAGGAGAAUCAUAGUUAUGAGGUGGCUUGCCCAACUGAUGAGACCCACAUUCCCAUGAGAGUCUCUGAUACCACUGACUUUUUAAAUUCCAGAGAAAACAAAUGUAUUGAUAACUUGGAAUUGACUGAGGAGUUCAAAAGCAUUGAUGAAACUCAGAAAGACUUAAAUGUUUUGGCAGAUCCUGAGUGUAAAAAUGACUUUAACACAUCAGUGUUACCACAAAAUGUCAAUGAUGUAAGCCCUGGUGAUAUUUUCCAAAGUAAAAGUGAUCUGGAAUUUGAUGUGAAACACUACUCUCUAGAGCAGUUUAAAAAUGAUCCAGUAAGAUUUCAGGAUAAAAAUACAUACUCAUCUAUUGAUAAAGAAGAAUCAAGGACUUCUGAAGAACCAGGGUCAAUAACCAACAGCAUUACAUCAAGUGAAGGAAACAACCUUUCAGAAUUGGAAUCUUUUGAAGAAUUAGAAAAUCAAGACAAUGAUACCUGUAAUACAGAGGUAAGUGCAGGUGAGCAAGUUACUGAAGGAUCAGUCACAAAAGAACUGGAGACUAUUAGAAAUUUGAAAUUGAUAGGCAGAUCUAGUAAGAAUGUUUUAGAUGAAGACAGAAAGAAUGGUAAAGUUUCUGAGACAAUCACUAGGCAGCAGGUGACACCACCAUCUUUAGUUUUUUGUUAUGAUUCUAAUCAAAAUACUGAAAAUGUGAUCAGUUCAGGGGAAAGUAAGGUGAGAGUUAAAAUGAUGGUGAAAAACAUGGAAAUAGCAAGUUGUUCAGAGUCUUCACAUGACUUCAAAAAAUGUUUGAAAAGUCCAGCGACAUCUGACUGGUCAGAUUAUAGACCAGACAGUGAGAGUGAGCAACCAUGUAAAACAUCCAGUGCUGACCACAGUGAUGGUGACGAUAUUGCCCAAGAGAAAGAAUAUAAUAAAGGAUUUGUUAAAAGGGCAAUAGAAAAGCUUUAUGGCAAAGGAGAGAUUGUUAAACCAUCUUUUUUCCCUGGAUCUAUACACAGAACUCAAGUUUGUCCUUGCAAUUCUGUGGGAUUUCAGUGUCCUAGAAAAGCAAGUUUUUUUGAUUCUGAAGAUCAGUCAUUUGGGUCUUAUGAACAGGUAUCUAGUAUGUCACCUAUGUUGCAAGAAUUCCAGGAGGAUAAACAAGGAAAAGGUGCUGUUAGUAGUGUGAGGGACAAUUACCAUAGAAGUGAAAUUGUAGAGCAUGGUAUAAAACAAAGUAAUCAUAAUAGGAUCCUUGGAGAUAAAGAGGAAGGAGAACUGAUUGACAAAGGCAAAUGGCUACUGAGAGAAAAUCAUUUGCUAAGAGUGUCAUCUGAAAAUCCUGGCAUGUAUGCCCAUGCAGACACCACAUCCGUGGAUACCCUACUUGACAAUAACAGUAAUGAGGCACCAUAUUCACAUUUUGGGAAUUUGGCGCCAGGCCCAACUAUGGCUGAAUUAUCUUCUUCAGAACUGGAGGAGCUGACUCAACCCCUUGAGUUGAAAUGCAACUACUUUAACUUGCCUCAUGGUAGUGACUCUGAGCCUUUUUCUGAGGGUUUUCUAGAUGUUCAGAAUAAAACCUGUGCCAAGGAGAAAAUACCACAUCACCACACGGAGGGGAAGAAUAAUCAGUCAGAAAGAGUAUGCACAUCUGUCACUCAUGCCUUUACAUCUUCUGCAAACAAAAUCCACCCUGUCUCUGAUGGUACUAUUAAAACCCAACCAUUACCUGGCAGCAGUAUGACACAUGGUGCACUUCGAGAAGGUGACUCUCUGGAUAAACUCUAUGCUUUUUGUGGUCAACAUUGCCCAAUACUAACUGUUAUUACCCAACCUGUGAAUGAAGAAAACCGAGGAUUUGCUUAUCGCAAAGAUUCGGAUAUUGAAAAUGUCUUAGGUUUCCGUUUAUGGAUGAAGAUAUACCCACAUUUGCUACUGUCAGAUAAAAACAUGUACAGGGAUAAGAAUAAUAAAGCAAGUAAGAAAAAAGAAUAUACUGACCAUGCCAUUGGUGAUUCACUUGAUCAACUUUAUUUCAGUAAUGUGGUUGGCUUAACAGAUAAGAGAGAGAUACCCAAAAUAACUAAUUUCUUAGACUUAGAGAAAGAAAGUAUGUUAAAGAAACUUCAGUUAUAUUUAAAGCAAAGGCUUUGUGUGAAUUUAUUGUACAUACUUUUAUUUGUUGUGGGUGAUAUGAAUUCAAAUACAAAAAACCCUACCAGUUGGACAGGUGAUAUCUUUAAAACAGUUGGUGAGGCUAACGACUUAUUAAAUAACAGAUUCCAGAAUUUAAGAACAAAUCUCAAGCAUAUAGUAAGAGAAAACAUCACUUGUCAUUUCUUUUUUAAAAUACUUGGUCAAACUUGCCUAUUAGAUUUUUGCCAAGUUGGAAUAUCCUUACAUGUUUACAAAAGAAAUACGUUAGAAAUACAUUAUAUUUUUGAGAGUGAAAGUAUUAUUUGGGAAGAGGAAAACCAAUUACAUUUUACUGAUCUUGAAAGCAAUAAUGAGCAAGAUGACUUAUAAUUUCAGUAUUAGCAAGUCUUUCUCUGUUAAUAUAUUUUUUCAUAAUAAUGUGAAGCACUUGGGAUAGACAUAUUCAUUAGAUAACUUCCAAGAAUUUCCUGCUCUUUUAAAAUGAGCUUACCCUAGAAAGCAUACCACUGCAUAAACAAUUUGACAUUCGUCAUUCCUCUGUUCUUUUUUUUUAUAAUUUUUUUUUUGUCUUUUUUUAUCGGUACCGGGGAUCGAACUCACGACUGCCUGCUUUCAAGGCAGGCGCUUAUGCCACUGAGCUAAACCCCCAGCCCCAAUUCCUCUGUUCUUUAUUUUUCCAGUAAUUCCUCUUUAUUUGAAUUGAUCAUGAACUUAUGUUUUUUGUGUUUAUGAUUUUUUUUGCCCAGGGCAUCAAAAGUAUAUCUUGGAUAUCUUUUUAUUUUGUCAGCUUUGUGUAAAAUGUAUAUUGAACAUAAUGGUGAAUAAAUGGAAUAGAUAUAGCCUUAAAGUAUUGUAUUUAUAGUUUUAAGUACUGAUUUGAUAAAAUAGAUCAUUGUAAAAUGUGCCAAAUGUGUUAAGUUCCCUCAGGACACCUAUCUAAUUAAGUCACAAGUAUUUCCAUGGGGCAGGAGUUGCCAUUUUUCCAUGAGAAAGAUGCUUCACUACUGAGUUGCUUCUGCAGUACUUUUUUGAGAAGUUUUUGUUUUUUAAGUAUUAGUAAAAUUUCAGGAAAUCUGAAGACAUCAGGAACAAGUCAAAGAAUUUCUGUGAAGGAAAAAUUAAAGGACAUGGAAUAAUUUAAUCUGGAAAGGAAAAACUGGUGACUGUAAAAUUCUCUUGAAACUAAAGGAAUUGCUAUGAAGAAGUUGACAGAUUUCUUUGGAUCUUUAGUUGCUUUAAAACAAUACUUAAAUAUAAAUAAAAGCAUGUAAUUAUCUGAAAGCAUACAUUUGACUAAACUGUGACUCAUAAAUUAUUGCAUAAUUGUAUAUUGCUGGUGUUAACUAGGAAACAUUUUAAGAUACCUUCCAUUGCAUCACUAUAUGAUAGUGUAGAAAUCAGUCUUAUAAAACUUGGAAAUCUAGUCUAUUGUCUAGACUGACUCAAAGUAGAAUACUGUAUUUAAUGUUCUUGGAGCAGUACAUGAAGGGGCCAAAAUAACAUAACUUGAACAUUGAAGAAUUAAUGUAAUUAAAUACAUAACAAAUAACUUUGGUUCCUGUUAACUUGAUUUGAAGUCCUGUAUUACUCCCACUAUCUUGUUUUGACUGAUUAGACUCUGUUCCGCUCUGUUUGAUAGUAUCAAGUUUGAGGGUACAGACAACUACUUUGAAGGCAAUAAGAUUCACUAUGAUGCCCAUUCUGGUCUGACUAUUAUCUUCUUUUGAAGUCCUGUAAUGUUUACAAUGUUUAGGUUUUAUUGGUCUUGUUCUCUACUGUUCUGUUCAACUUCAUUAUACCUAAUGAUAUAGGCAAUUCUUUUUAAGGAAGCAAGUGGCAUUAUGGUAUUGGCAUUGUUAAUAACCUUGUACUCUGUUUUUACAUUAUGUACUAUGUCUAUCCUUGGUUUUGACUGACAGCUUUGUUUUGUCAUAUUUGGUUUUAUUUUCUUCCAAAAAAAGUAAUUAGAACUAUGAGAGUAAUAAAACCCAAAAUGUGUAAAUUUUGUUGUAAAAAAAAGAGAGGAAAAAAAAGGGAUACAACUGCAAGUGUGUUUAGGUGUUUUAGGAUAGAUGACCAUAUUACAGAGUUUAUGUUGGAUCAUUGAACACAACUGUUUGCAGUCUCACUGUUUGAAUGUUCACUUUGUAUGCUUUGAUCCUGUGACUCGAGCAACUAUUUCUAAGAUGACAAUGUGUAAUCUAUUAACUGGUGAUUUCUUACUGUUUUUUUUUUGUAGUCCUGUAUUACCUGUACCCUUACAUUGUUUUGUCUUGUUUUAUUUCGUUUUUUCUUUUAAAUAAAAUUUAAAAAAAGUUAA
Messenger RNA from Cavia porcellus (domestic guinea pig), 8518 nucleotides. It is a transcript of the gene Rp1, whose product is annotated as RP1 axonemal microtubule associated. Lineage: Eukaryota; Metazoa; Chordata; Mammalia; Rodentia; Caviidae. The record is from RefSeq and is a predicted model, not a curated record. The transcript is spliced from 4 exons. Gene Ontology annotation, cellular component: axoneme. Bases 55 to 6567 code for a protein of 2170 amino acids. Gene Ontology annotation, biological process: axoneme assembly; intracellular signal transduction; photoreceptor cell development. Gene Ontology annotation, molecular function: protein binding.